Ruditapes philippinarum (Manila clam) is the source of this 1245-nucleotide messenger RNA. Its product is annotated as QRFP-like peptide receptor. The transcript has 3 exons. The record is from RefSeq and is a predicted model, not a curated record. Gene Ontology annotation, cellular component: plasma membrane. Gene Ontology annotation, molecular function: G protein-coupled receptor activity. Gene Ontology annotation, biological process: G protein-coupled receptor signaling pathway. Bases 1 to 1245 code for a protein of 414 amino acids. Lineage: Eukaryota; Metazoa; Mollusca; Bivalvia; Venerida; Veneridae.
AUGGAAAAUUACGAAAAUUUGUAUAUGAACACUGAACAUGGUCAACAAAAUGGGUCUAAUACAUCAGCAAAUACUAUGGAUUUAAAUGUUAACGAAAUGUUUAUUCCUAUAUAUCUGUAUAUUAUUGUAAGUUUAGUGAAUGCUGUGAUAUUUAUUGUGGGAACAUUUGGAAAUAUUUUAGUAAUUAUCGCAGUUCUUAAAUUUCGGGAAAUGCGAACGCCAACAAACAUGUUUUUGCUCAAUCUAAGUGUUGCUGAUAUUUUAGUGUUGUUAAUUUGCCAACCUGCUGGUCUUGUGGAAUUUUUCGGGAAAGAUAGAUGGUUUCUUGGACAAAUUAUGUGUAAGCUGGUGCCUUUGAUGGAGAAUGGAGUUUUACAUGUUUCGAUUCUGACAAUGAUUGCAGUUACAAUGGAACGAUAUAUUGCUUUAUGUCAUCCUUUUAAUAGGAACAGAAUGUCUGACAAGAUUUGUUCAACAAUCAAAAUUUGUAUUGCUAUCUGGAUAGUUGGUUUUGUAAUAGCAUUACCUUUUCUUUACAUGACAAAACAGGAAGAUGCCCGAUUUUACGAUGGAAGUCCAAUAAAAGUUUGUAGAACAAUCAUUGAUGAAACUUUGCGCUAUAUUUACAUCGUUAUGAUAGCAAUUGUAUUCUUCAUUUUGCCGCUCAUUGUUCUAAUCAGAAUAUAUACGAAAAUAAUAAAACAGUUGACAUCGGACACGUUGAAGUGUUUAACAAAAAACGACAAAUCAGCACUGACUACGAUUCGUGCCAGAAAACAAGUAGUUAAAAUGCUGAUUGUCAUAAUUAUUUUAUUUUUCUUGACAUUGUUCCCAAUGCGAUUUAUGACACUUUGGCUUAUAUUUACACCAAGCAAUGACGUCACCAAGAUUGGACUGGAAGCAUUCCUUAAUCUUAUAUCUUGGACCAGAGUCCUUAUGUACAUCAACAGUGCGUGUAAUCCAGUCAUAUACAGUGUAACAUCGACAAAGUUCAAAUCGGCAUUUAAAAAAGUAUUGAACCGAAAUGUUCACUCCCGACUUGUCGGCACGAUGUCAACAAGAUGUAACGGUAACGAGAAUAUACUAAGACCUGUUAUAACAUACAAACCUGCAUUUCGAAACAGAAGUGGUGAUACACGAAAUGAAGAGAAUCCUUAUCUAAUAAUAAAAGUACUUAUUCUACAAAAUAAUGAAAAUGUUCCUAAUUGCCAAGGAGACGGAAUGGUAGAGGAAGAAAACUAUUAA